AUGGCAAAUAAACAAACAGAUAAUUUAGAUAGACUUUUACUUGUAUUUGUGCAUGGAUUUCGAGGCACAGAUACGAGUUUCAAAGAUUUCCCUAAUCGGCUUCAAACCAUUCUUACUAAUACAGUCAAAGCAGACGUGGAAGCUGUUAUCUAUCCUUCUUAUAAAACAGCAGGUGAACUAAGUGUAGCUGUUGAGAACUUUUCCAAUUGGUUAUGCCAACAAGUGUCAACGAUCCAUCAACACAUGCAAAAACUAAACAGUACAGGCAACAUCAUGAUUGUCUUGUUGGGUCACUCCAUGGGUGGUAUUGUUGCUGCGGAAACGAUACUAAGAUUUCAUGCCAACCAAGACCAAGCCAACAUAUUAGGCGCCCAUAUCAUUGGCAUGCUUGCGUAUGAUACACCUUUUUAUUCGAUCAGCCGCAAUUUUGUAGCUAAUAGAGCUAGAUCAGGCGUCGAUCAAGUCAGAGGACUCAACACCUUAUGGAACACAGGAGCAGCAACGGUUACAGCAGCCACUGCCACAAGAGCCAUCACAGCAGGAUCGAAAGCAAACACGAGUGGUAAGAAAUGGGGCAUGUUGGCGGGUGUAGUAGGUGCUGCUGCCUUGGGUGCCGCUGCUUAUCUAGCGCGUGACCAAAUCCAAGAGACCAUCACAGAUGCUUAUGAUCAAUUGACUUUUGUGAGCGAUUUAGCUGAUAUGAAUGGAUGUGAUCAAAGGUAA
Molecule: messenger RNA, 723 nt
Organism: Gilbertella persicaria
Lineage: Eukaryota; Fungi; Mucoromycota; Mucoromycetes; Mucorales; Choanephoraceae
Exons: 4
Coding region: 1-723 (240 amino acids)
Source: RefSeq, a predicted model, not a curated record